Molecule: messenger RNA, 4470 nt
Organism: Hypomesus transpacificus
Lineage: Eukaryota; Metazoa; Chordata; Actinopteri; Osmeriformes; Osmeridae
Exons: 2
Coding region: 340-1338 (332 amino acids)
Source: RefSeq, a predicted model, not a curated record
GUUUAUAAGACAGGUGGACGUGGACAAGUCCAAAUUGUUUGUGUCAGUGACGCGUCAGCACUAUUUAAAGUAAUGACCAGCAAGCACCGCCACCACACUCUUUAACGGAAAACUCAAAUGAAUCAACAAAAGAAAGCCGUGUCCAAGAGUUGUGUUCUAACAGACACCCCGGGAGUGAACACAACACACCAACCAGCUAUAUAUCUAGUUAUUUCUCACCUCCAUCUAUCAAAAUAAUUAUCACAGGUAGUGGCUUAUUUGCCCAUUAAGAAAAACAUAGCAUUUGUUUCGCCACCACUUCCUGGGAUUCUAAAGUAAAGGCUCUUGUCAAUAGAGACAAUGAGGCGCCGCAAUGCCAGGGAGAAAGAAGAAAUGUACUUCUGUGGGGAACAGAAGACCAUAGACACGAUGCAAGAUCUGGAGGAUCUUCCUUGUCAUAUCAACAUCAGAAAAGACAUCAACCAGCUCCCAGAAAUCGAGUUUCAUAUUUCCAAAGUAGUACAUGUCACCACUAAGUCUGGCUUGGAUGGAAUCUUGAAAUCGGGGGGGUUUCAGGGACAUAUGGGGGGGUUUCAGGGACAUAAUCCACAUCUCUUAUGGUGGGGUUUGGCUAUUGAAGAAGACGACAUCCAAAUUGCAGAGGAGCGAUUCCUGGAAAAGACAUUCCCUGGAAGGUCAGCCUUGCAGAAGAGCAUGCAGGAACCCUUCCUAACCAAAUUCACUACCUCACCAGCAUUCCAGAUGGACAAAUCUCGUUAUGGUAACUUUAAGUUUACUUUCAGUCUGUCGGACAUGUUGCAGAUGUACAGGGAGCAGAUCUGUGGUGGAGACGGGCCAGUAAUGAGAGUGUAUGGGACUACUGUUUACAAACAAGAGAUCAUGUACACUGUGAUUGUCCACAGCCCCAGUGUGAAGGAGUUUGACAAGUACCCAGGUCUAUGGGAAUGUGGAGAUGAUGCUGUUUGUAUAUUUAACAACAACAACGUUGUUUGGCGGGCACAAGCAUUGUCAAAAACUCAUUAUUUUAAGCCUGUAACUCACAACGACAACAUUAUAAAAGCAGAGAAGUUUGAUCCUUUGUAUGAAUGGGAUAGGUGGUUUGUCUGGGACCAUGUGACCGUGGCGUUUCAUGUGCCAGAAGGCCAAACACUGAAACCAAGCAGGGAAAGGCUGAUCCAAAACCUCACUGCCUGUGAGGCUGCUGACCCAUUCCUUGGGGUGAGGUGUGCACACCAGACUCAGUUCUGUACAUGCAGGUGUUGUCGUCUCUCCCUCCCUGCGGCCCAAUGGAUAGUUAAGCAGUUAAAAGUAGAGGAAAGAAAGGAACAAACAGAUUAAAUCAGUCAUUAUUUCCCGUAAAAUGAUAUACUUUACUGAUAUACAGGGUAGACUUCAUGAUGGUUUAUUCAAUUCAGUCUUGCAUUUUCCAGUUAACCUCCUUGUGAUACAAUGUUUUUUGGUUCAACCUUGCAACUAAUUAGUUGUUACAUAUUGACAGACAUGGCGAGCAUUGUUUAAUCAGCUGAAAAUCAUGUGUCUUAUCAAUUUUAAAGUAGACAUUUAUAGCCAUUAUAAAAGCUAAUAAAUAUUUUACUGAGCUGAGCCAUUCUCUGGAUAUCAUGUACAGUGUUUGUGUAAUGCUGCUUUAUGGCUGCUGUAUGCGCACCAACCAGGAGGUUAUCAGACAUGAAGCAUACAAUGUAAUGUACUGCAUGCCCACAGAUGGUCACUAGGUGGUGGAAUAAAGGAACCUUUAUUCUCAUUAUUCAGCACUAGUUCUUUUGGUACCACUAGGUUGCAACAAUGCUCCAAAUUGUUUAUACAAGAAGACACAUUGAAUGAUCUAUCUUCAAGUUACCACAAUCCAUAUUUCCUUUACCUAGACAUCCACUGCAAUAUGGCUUUCUGUAUAUAUAAUAAACAUUUUUUGAUCUAUACCUUGCUAUAUUAAGUUGAUGAGCACAUAACCCUUGGUUAUGUCCAGGAGAGAAAUAUGCCUAUCUAUUAAUUAUGUUUCUUGUAUCAUUGAUAAACUGUCAUUAAGCUGUUUUCUUAUGCCUGCAUAGCCAUAAGUUAGUUCUUUGUAAGGUGUGACUAGGAAAGGCCUGUGUCACUAAUGUAACAAUAUUUCCAAAGUGCAAUGCCAGGGAGAAAGAAGAAAUGUACUUCUGUGGGGAACAGAAGACCAUAGACACGAUGCAAGAUCUGGAGGAUCUUCCUUGUCAUAUCAAAAUCAGAAAAGACAUCAACCAGCUCCCAGAAAUCGAGUUUCAUAUUUCCAAAGUAGUACAUGUCACCACUAAGUCUGGCUUGGAUGGAAUCUUGAAAUCGGGGGGGUUUCAGGGACAUAAUCCAGGAAAGAAAGGAACAAAAAGGUUAAAUCAGUCAUUAUUUCCCAUAAGAUGAUAUACUUUGUACUUUGAGUCAACAAAUGAAAUCAAACAAAAUACAUUGAUUUGAUUUUGAAUGAACAGUGUACACUUCAUGAUGGUUUAUUCAAUUCAGUCUUGCAUUUUCCAGUUAAACUCCUUCUGAUACAAUGUAUUUUGGUUCAACCUUGCAACUAAUUAGUUAUUACAUAUUGACAGACAUGACAUCAGCUGAAAAUCAUGUGUCUUAUCAAUGUUAAAGUAGACAUUUAUAGCCAUUAUAAAAGCUAAUAAAUAUUUUACUGAGCUGAGCCAUUCUCUGGAUAUCAUGUACAGUGUUUGUGUAAUGCUGCUUUAUGGCUGCUGUAUGCGCACCAACCAGGAGGUUAUCAGACAUGAAGCAUACAAUGUAAUGUACUGCACGCCCACAGAUGGUUACUAGGUGGUGGAAUAAAGGAACCUUUAUUCUCAUUAUUCAGCACUAGUUCUUUUUGUCACGACGUGUGGAGGGGUAGGACCCAAACACAGGAGAGUCAGCAGGCAUGGUCAAAAAACAAACGGUUUAAUACUCGAAAACGGGAAACAGACAGGGAACACACAGGAACAAAGGGCAAUGAUAAGACAAAGACUGGACACAAAACAGGAACCUAAAUACACAGAAACAAAAACACAGGUGAACACAAUGAAACUAACGAGAACUGAACGAGACACAGGUGACGACAAUGACAGGGAAACACAGGGCAGGGCAAAACCAAAAACAAUAGGGGGGCACGGCUGUGGCCCUGACACUUUUGGUACCACUAGGUUGCAACAAUGCUCCAAAUUGUUUAUACAAGACGACACAUUGAAUGAUCUAUUUUCAAGUUACCACACUGUAUAUUUCCUUCACCUAGACAGCCACUGCAACAUGGCUGUCUGUAUAGAUAAUAAACCAUUUUUUAUCUAUACCUUGCAAUAUUAAGUUGAUGAGCACAUAACCCUUGGUUAUGUCCAGGAGAGAAAUAUGCAUCUAUUAAUUAUGUUUCUUGUAUCAUUGAUAAACUGUCAUUAAGAUGUUUUCUUAUGCCUGCAUAGCCAUAAGUUAGUUCUUUGUAAGGUGUGACUAGGAAAGGCCUGUGUCAGUAAUGUAAGUCAGAAGUCACAAUAUUGCUAAAGUGUAUAAUGUCAUGCAACUUUGAACGAGGAAAAUAGAAGGAGUGACAAGGCCAUUUUUAGGAGCCUUAUCUAAAGACCUAAACAAAAGCUAUCUAGAACACAGUGUCCUUUUUCAGUGCCUGUGAAGGCUAUGCUAAUCAUUUUGUAUCCUCCCAUAUUGUGAUACCAUAUACUCCCUUGAUUUCCUGUAUUCAUGGUGCAGUCCUGUGAGAUGCUCAACUUGAAUGUAUCAGACAGCUGCGCCUUACAGAUCUGUAAUAAAUACAUUGAUUUUGGCUUGAACUUGUUUAAUUAUUCCCUUCAUUGACUUGGUACUUUCAGAGCAAUUGGGUGUUAUCAGAGACGUCUUCACCUUUUUGCCCAAUCCUGAACUCCACUGCUCCACCAUGACGUAAAUUCAUAUAUGUACAAAUGUGUAAAUCCCCAAAACAGAAAAAUGUAGACAAUUUUAAAAAGAAAAAACGUUUGUUAUUUUAACGUUCUCAUCCAUAUACAACAUUUUGAGUGUUGAAAUCACAAAAGUAAGUAGUCAGUGACUGAUUCUACCAAUAUCGGAAAGAGCAAAUUAGACUAAAUUAUAAAGCUACUACUAUAACUCAUAACGGUAUGUUAUCAUAACAUUCAUGUUUCUAAAAAGCACGAUUAUCAACAAACUAAUUCCUAAUAUUUCCAAUUACAAUUAAAAAAGUCUCAAAUUAUAGUUGAUACAACAUUACUGUACAAUCGCUAACAUUAUUCAGUAGGCAGACUAGCAUGUCUAAAUCCCUCAGUCAGCUUGUAAUUAGAGUCAACUCUGUAAAGGAAACUCUGCUACCUUUCAGUGCACAACAGAUUACCUGUCUUACAAAACGAGAGAAAGACACAUUUAUCUCUACCAUUACUGCAAGAGGAACAGUAGUCCCAACCUGCAUAAUAGACCCUAAAAAAACGAGUCCAGAAGAAUAAA